AUGGAGAAACCCUUGCAGCUGGUUUACAACAAGGAUGGGAAGCUGCAACUUAACCCAGAGGCUCUGAAGGUUCUCCAGUCCAUUGAGGAUCCAAUGGUUGCUGUAGCUAUGGUUGGUGCUGCUCGUACAGGGAAGUCCUACCUCAUGAACUGUCUCGCGGGAGACAAGAAGGGAUUCUCAGUGGAUUCAACCACACAGACUCACGCCAAAGGAAUCUGGAUGUGGUGUCGCUCCCUCCCUGAGAGACCCAAUGAGGUCCUCCUGUUGUUGGACACUGAGGGUCUGGAAGAUCCUGAGGGAGACAUCGACAAUGAUAAUUCCAUCUAUACACUGGCUAUCCUUCUGAGCAGCAUCCUCAUUUACAAUGGUCAAAAAAACAUCGACCAGCGAUCCCUGCAAUACUUACAUUUUGUGACUGAAAUGUCGAAGCAGAUCCUGUUGAAGUCCCAGCCCAAUGUUUGUGACAGUUGGGACUUCGUCCGUUUCUUCCCUGAAUUUGUCUGGCUGAUCCGUGAUUUGACACUGGAUAUGCACAUUGAUGGGGAAGAUGUGACUCCAAAUGAGUACCUGGAGCACAGCCUGAAACUGGACUGUGAGAUCAGUGAGCAGGAUAAGGAAUAUAAUGAACUCCGCAGGUAUAUCCGCAAUCAUUUUCCCUCACGUUGCUGCUUUGCAUGUCCCACUCCCACAUUCCGGAAAAAACUCAAGCAGCUCCAGGAACUGGAGUACAAGGAUCUGGAUGAGGAUUUUGUCAAGGAGCGGCAGAAACUCAUCAAUUACAUUCACACCCACAAGAAAGUCAAGAGAGUUCUUGGAGGUCAGCUGGUCACGGGCAGGAGAUUUGUUGAAUUGAUCAAGAUGUACGUGGACAUGAUGGCGGAUGGGGUCCUACCGUGUGCGGAGAACUGUGUCGCCAAAUUAGCGGAGGUGGAAAAUGAAGCAGCAGUAGAUGAAGCCUUCAAAUUCUAUGAUAAUGAAAUGAGAAUAAUCUCAAAAUCUGACUGUCUUACUAUGAGCAAGCUCAUAGAGAAUUACAAUAUGAAGAGCAGAGAGGCAUUCAAUAUCUUCCAUAAAAGAUCUAUGAAUAACAACUGUGGAAAAUACAUCCAACAGCUGGAGAGGAAGAUGCAUUCCACUUACAAGUCUGUCAUGGCCAAGAUCAAGGAAACCUCACAAGAGCAAUGUAAAAUACAUCUAGCAAAAGAAUUGGCAUCAAUAAAAGGAAACCUGGCAUCUGGAUAUUACCAGAGGGAUGAUGGUUUCCAGGAGCUGAAGGAGGAUCUUGAUAAGGCCAUCAAGGAGUAUGAAGAAAAGACCAAGGACGAAAUGGAGGGGUGUGCUGUCCUGACCCACUUCCUGAAAGAGGAAAAACAUCAUCUAGACCAAAUACAAAAGAUGGACAGCAAGCUGGGAAAGGAAGAAAACCUUGUCUCUGCUUGGGAAGAGGAACUCUCAAGGGUGAAACAGGAGAUGAAGAAGAUGGAGCAGGAGAGGAAGGCGGCUGAGGAAUGCAGGCAUAAGGAGAUCAAGCAGCAGAUCAGGAAGAGGAUUGAGGAGGGUAAAAAGUGCAGUGAGGAGGAACUGAAGGAAGCCAUGGAGCAUACGAGGAGUGAGAUGGAGAAAUACAAAGUCGAAGGCAGGGAGGAGGAUGCCGAAAGGGCUCAGCAGAGAUACGAGUACCUGAAAAAGAAAUAUGAAGAGCCAACAGAAUGGAGUUUCAUGAAUUUCAUGAAAUUUAUAAGGGAGCAUGCUCCUGAUAUUAUUGAUGUGCUCAUGAUUGUGAUGGUUGCUGUAGCAGAAUACAGAAGGGUGUCAUCAUAA
This is a messenger RNA of Hypanus sabinus (Atlantic stingray), 1821 nucleotides long. Its product is annotated as guanylate-binding protein 1-like. The record is from RefSeq and is a predicted model, not a curated record. NCBI's taxonomy places the organism in Eukaryota, Metazoa, Chordata, Chondrichthyes, Myliobatiformes, Dasyatidae. Gene Ontology annotation, molecular function: GTPase activity; GTP binding. Bases 1 to 1821 code for a protein of 606 amino acids. The transcript is spliced from 9 exons.